Molecule: messenger RNA, 2225 nt
Organism: Arvicola amphibius (Eurasian water vole)
Lineage: Eukaryota; Metazoa; Chordata; Mammalia; Rodentia; Cricetidae
Exons: 18
Coding region: 463-1521 (352 amino acids)
Source: RefSeq, a predicted model, not a curated record
CAGCCUGGACCCUUUCAGGAUUUCUCCGUGUAUCCAUGGCUGUCUUGGAGCUUGCUCGUAGAUCAGGUUGGGAUAAAACACAGAGCUCUGCCUGCCUCUGCCUCCCUAGUUCUGGGAGUAAGGAGUGCACUGCACUACGCCUCUGCCCAUAACCAUCCAAAUGUGGUAACACUGCUGUCAUCCAAUGACUGUACCAAUAUUAAUUUGAAAGAUGAUGAAGGCUGCACACCCUUAAUUAAGGCCACACAGCGGGACAAUAUAGAGUGCGUCUCUAUACUACUGAGGCACGGUGCUGAUCCCCACAUUGUAGAUGCCAAUGGGGAUGCUGCCCUCCACCACGCAAUUUGCAGAGGGAACGUAAACAUCGUCAGCAAACUUCUAGAGUACAAUGUAGAUAUUAAAGCCAAAACAGCGUAUGGUUUGACACCAUAUCAACUGGCUUUAUUUGAAAAUCAGCAUGCAAUGGUGGAAUUUUUAAUUAAGAAAGGUGUCAAUCCAGAUUCAGAACUUACACCAAAUAGUGGAGGAGCAGCUGCAGUGGAAUCAGAACAAUCAAAGAGAAAGUGUGUCACCUUCAACAAAGAAGAAAAUUUCAGCACUGACAUAAUGCCUUCUUGCAGUGCUGUAAGACCACCAAGACAGCUAAAAUCCGUAUUGAAGGAGUCUUUCCGGAUCAAUAGAGCUAGUCGAAGACUUAAGGACCAGAUCUCAAUCAGUGAAGGAACAAUGACAAGAGAGCCAGAGCAGAGGAAGAAAAAGUGUGUCACCUUCAACAAUGAAGUACAUUACAAUACUGAUCAGAAGCCUUUUUGCAGCAGAGUACGACCACCUGGAGAGCUGAAGUCAAUACUUAAGAAGUCUAUUCAGAUCAGUGGAGAUAAUGGAAGAAAUAAAGACCAGCUCUCUCUCUGGCUCUCUGAAAACCCACAUGUUCCAGCCUCUACUACAGAGGACAAGGCCGGCACCUCUGUUGUUAAGAUCAUACAGAAAAAAUUUCUGUAUUCCAAGAAGAUGGCUGCAAUGAAGCAGAGGGACCAAGCGGAACUCUGUCAAUCAGUGAAGGACAUCCGUUUUCUGAGGCACUUUCUGAGUACUGAGGCACUGCCUGAGUACCCCAGAAAAAAAACAUGCUUGCUGGUUGAAAACAAAAAGGGAGAAGAUUUCCUCCCUCCACCUUAUAUGCAUGACAUCGUGCCCCAGCCUCCUGCCCAUGCCGAUGCUACAUCAACUUGUCAUGUGAGCAACAGAGGUGACAGUCUCCAUGCCUCUGAGGAAACUACUGUCAACACCACCACCGCGGAUCCCACACCUUCUUUAGGUGAUGUGUUGAACCCUACUCAGAACUGUAAUAUGCGGGUUCUUGCUUCAAGUCCCCCUGAGCAUACCCGCUAUGCAGUAAAUACUCCCUCCACGAUUUUUCUCAUUUGGGCAAUCUUCACAUCAUUGCUCCUCCUAACAACAUUAAUAUGGGUGGUGAAGUUUGUGACUUUGGAGAUGCCGUGGGUAAUGGACCUAAUUUAGCAAUCCUGCACAGUUAAUGUUACAAGGAGCUUAACAAGUUUCUGCUGACGCACCAAUGAGGAGCUACUGUCAUCAACUGACAAUCUGUCAGAACUAUUUUUUGAGGUUUUCUUUCAUUUUAUUGUUUUAAGAAUAUUUUCAGUUUACUCUUUGACAUUUUAAUGUAUGUAAUUCAGUUCAUCCAUGUUGCUCAUGUCUUCCCCAUCUCUGUCCUCUGCCUCCAUCCCAUCCCCUAACUUGUCCUCAUGCCAUUUUUAUGUCAUUUAUCUUAAGGAGUAUGACUUCCAGUAGGAUCUCCCACAGCCAAGUGCAUGUGGACAUUAUCAGUUGGACUAAGUGAGUCAUUAAAAAAGGGAGGGAGAGCUACUGCACAGAUGCAGAAGCUUUGGGUCUGGCCUCAGCAUAGCUGCCCUGCUUGUGGGAAGCACAAUGGCUCCGCUCAUGGAUCCUCUCCUGCACCUGAGUCGACUCGCGGUGAAGCCCCAAACCUUCUCCUCAUUCCUGCUGGCGACCCUUCCAAGCACCAGACCCUGCUUCUCUGGGGCCACCCCCUGCCGCACCUGCAGCCCUCGCUGGGUUCAAGACCAAGGGUGUCCUCAAGAAGGGCUGCCAGGACUGCUACAUAGUGAAGAGGCAUGGGCGCUGGUUCAUUCUCUGCAAGACCAACCCCAGGCAUAAGCAGAGGCAAAUGUGAGGGGAGAUGU